AUGGGGAACACAUGUGUGGGACCAAAUAUUGGUAAUAACGGAUUCUUGCAAUCUGUUACCGCCGUGGUGUGGCGGUCCCGGGCGCCGGAGGACAGUCUUCCUCCGCCUAAUCAGGAAAGUGAAGGCAAAAGUUCUCAAAAUGGCCCUCGUGAUUCAUCAUCAAAAGGAUCAGAGGUUGGUUCUAAACGUGGUGGUGAUCCGCCUCCAAUGCCGGUCCAAAGCACGCCUCCUCAGACUGUGAAAAUUGUCAGUGAUCAACAACAACCGAAGACGGUUGAACCCGAGAAGCCUGUUAAGCCAGAGGCGGUAAGACCAGAGGUAAAGGAGCAGGAAACAAAGCCUUCGGAGACAGCGAAACCGAAGAAACCGACGCAUAUCAAGAGGCUUUCGAGUGCAGGGCUUCAAACAGAGUCGGUGUUGGGAAGGAAAACUGCUAACAUAAAGGACUUCUAUAGCUUGGGAAGGAAGCUUGGACAAGGGCAGUUCGGGACGACGUUUCUCUGCCUGGAGAAGGGGACGGAGAAGGAAUUCGCUUGCAAGACGAUCGUGAAGAGGAAGUUGACGACGGACGAGGAUGUCGAGGAUGUCAGGAGGGAGAUUCAGAUAAUGCACCACUUGGCGGGCCACCCCAAUGUGAUACAGAUCGUUGGGGCUUAUGAGGAUGCCGUGGCAGUUCAUGUUGUUAUGGAGCUUUGCGCAGGCGGAGAGCUUUUCGAUAGGAUCAUACAAAGAGGGCACUAUACGGAGAGAAAGGCGGCGGAGCUUGCUAGGAUUAUAGUUGGGGUUGUUCAAGCAUGCCAUUCUCUUGGUGUUAUGCAUAGGGACUUGAAGCCGGAGAACUUUUUGUUUGUCAACCAUGAAGAGGAGGCACCGCUUAAGACGAUAGAUUUCGGGCUUUCUAUGUUCUUCAGGCCAGGUGAAACGUUCACCGAUGUGGUUGGGAGUCCUUACUACGUAGCGCCAGAAGUCCUACGGAAGCAUUAUGGUCCAGAAUGCGAUGUUUGGAGUGCUGGGGUAAUCAUCUACAUUUUACUAAGUGGAGUGCCUCCAUUCUGGGACGAAACGGAGCAAGGAAUUUUUGAGCAGGUUUUAAAAGGCGAACUCGACUUUGUUUCAGAACCAUGGCCCAGCAUAUCCGAAAGUGCGAAGGAUCUGGUUCGUAGAAUGCUUGUAAGGGACCCUAAGAAACGGGUUACAGCCCAUGAGGUUCUUUGCCAUCCUUGGGUUCAAGUUGAUGGUGUUGCUCCUGAUAAGCCUCUCGAUUCCGCUGUUUUAACACGCUUGAAGCAAUUCUCCGCCAUGAACAAGCUAAAGAAAAUAGCCAUUAGGGUUAUUGCAGAAAUCCUGUCUGAAGAGGAAAUUGCAGGUCUGAAGGAAAUGUUUAAGAUGAUAGAUGCGGAUAACAGUGGACAGAUCACUCUUGAGGAACUGAAAAAUGGUUUCGAAAGGGUGGGUGCAAAUCUCAAGGAUUCCGAAAUUCACGGCCUUAUGCAAGCGGCAGACAUCGACAAUAGCGGUACAAUAGACUACGGCGAGUUUGUGGCAGCAAUGCUCCAUCUAAACAAGGUCCAGAAGGAGGAUCACCUAUAUGCAGCCUUCUCAUACUUUGACAAAGAUGGGAGUGGUUACAUAACUCCAGAUGAGCUCCAACAAGUCUGUGAGAAGUUUGGCUUGGAAAAUGUUCAAUUAGACGACAUAAUACGAGAAGUCGACCAGGAUAAUGAUGGUCGUAUCGAUUACAAUGAAUUCGCGGCUAUGAUGCAAGACACCGGUUUUGCCAAGAAGGCAUUACAAAAUAACACCAGUAUCGGAUUGAGGGAAGCCUUAAAGCAAUAG
Molecule: messenger RNA, 1836 nt
Organism: Morus notabilis
Lineage: Eukaryota; Viridiplantae; Streptophyta; Magnoliopsida; Rosales; Moraceae
Product: calcium-dependent protein kinase 20
Exons: 7
Coding region: 1-1836 (611 amino acids)
Biological process (GO): intracellular signal transduction; peptidyl-serine phosphorylation; protein autophosphorylation
Cellular component (GO): nucleus; cytoplasm
Molecular function (GO): ATP binding; calmodulin binding; calcium-dependent protein serine/threonine kinase activity
Source: RefSeq, a predicted model, not a curated record